CCGUCUAAUGGAUUCUGAAGAACAGUAUUGGAUCAGCCGUUAACCGAUGCACAUCAUCAUCAUGUUCUUAGUGUUUAAUGUGGUGUUACUCGCAGUUUCACAGUUAUGCCUGUGUCAUACUCAAUUGAAAAUUAUUAAACCUAAUGUUAUUAUUGCAUUAAAUUCUCGCACUAGUCCACCAAAAUUGCCAUUAGAUGAGAGUUUUAAUGUGACAGAAAAGAAUGAAAAUAUAACUAAACCUUUCUUACCAAUAUGUUGCCCAACUGGUUUAUAUGUUAGAUCAGGAAAAUGCCGAAAUCAAACAGAAUUACUUCUAGACGAUCCACCAUUACCACCAAUUUACAAUGACAAACUUGAACUGUCUAACAAAACAGGUGAUGACUUUCAGCUUCAAUAUAACUUGCCAUGUAAUUGGGGACUUUAUAUUCUUAAGACAAUUCCACCGGAUAGUGAUGAUUAUUAUCUACUGGAAAAUGGUACUCUUUACCUAAAUAAAUCAUUUACUGAACAAUCAUAUAGUUGGCUGACUCAAAAUGAGUAUUGUAUGGCAAAUGCAAUAAGCGAGAAUGGCACUAAUUAUUCAGGUGUAGGUAUAUGCUUUAGUAAAGAAGAAACACAAACAGAAGUACCACUCUUUUAUGCAAUUGGAUUUGCAAUAUCCACACCAUUUUUAGCAAUAACUUUUUUGGUAUAUGCUCUGCUUCGGGAACUAAAAAAUAUUCACGGCUUAACUCUAAUGGCAUAUGUCGCUUCGCUCUUUGUAGCUUAUGUAGCUCUGGUUAUCGUCCAGUUUGGAAGUCAAGCUGUUAUCGAAGCUAAAACACUCUGCAUGACACUGGCAUUUAUAAUCCAUUUUUCAUUUUUGGCAAGUUUUUUCUGGCUGAACGUCAUGUGUUUUGACAUUUGGUGGACUUUUGGAGGCUUUCGAUCAAUGCAAGGAAGCGUAAGACAAAGUGAACGAAAGAAAUUCAAAAUUUAUUCAAUUUAUGCAUGGGGUUGUGCUAGUAUAUUAACAAUGGUUUGCUUGAUCAUGGAUUUACAUCCAAAUAUACCAACCACUUUAAUACGACCACAAUUUGGAACAUCUGCCUGUUGGUUUAUGACUGAAAAAGCCAAAGCUAUUUAUUUUUACGGUCCUGCUGGGGUGACUUUUAUUUGUAACAUAAUUCUUUUUAUAUCAACUGCAAUAAAAAUUAUUCAUCAUAAGAGAGAAACUGCGGUACAACUAAGAGGUAGUGAUAGUCGUCGACAUGAUGAUAAUAAACAAUGGUUCAAUCUAUAUUUGAAGUUAUUUAUUGUAAUGGGAAUCAAUUGGUCAAUGGAAAUAGUCUCUUGGUUAUUUAAAGAAAAAGUACCUGACUAUGUAUGGUACGUGACAGAUUUAGCAAAUACUCUACAGGGUGUGAUAAUAUUUAUUAUCUUCGUGUGGAAAGAAAAAAUAAAACGACUACUACUUAAACGGCUGGGAUUUAGAAACGGGAGUUUUCGAUCUCGUAAUUCAACUAGAAGCGGAUAUUGCAGCUCAACAUCAAGAACUGGCACCUCAAUGGCUAUGGGACCUCUUCAAGACAGAAUUAAUAGCAAUCCAGAGAUGAAUCGUUUAGCUCAAUCUAGUGAAGAGAAUGAUGGUACAUGACGUUUUCAGAGAAAGUAUUUUUAAAAUGUGACAUUAAGAUAUUUUUUCACUUAUAUUCAACAUUUGUAUAAUGUACAUUAUUCCAUAUCCUGUUUUUACAUUUAUAAUUUUUUUGCCUGAUGAAAAAAGUUUCUAGUCACUAAAGACAGAUAAAUUUGUACCAUUAAAUCAAUAAUUGUAAUGAUAAUAAUAAUAAUGACAUGACAGUGAAUAAAGAAUCUCACAAACAAUA
Messenger RNA from Chelonus insularis, 1868 nucleotides. RefSeq names its product G-protein coupled receptor Mth2-like. Gene Ontology annotation, molecular function: G protein-coupled receptor activity. The record is from RefSeq and is a predicted model, not a curated record. The coding region runs from base 47 to 1636 and encodes 529 amino acids. The transcript is spliced from 6 exons. Gene Ontology annotation, cellular component: membrane. Gene Ontology annotation, biological process: G protein-coupled receptor signaling pathway; cell surface receptor signaling pathway. NCBI's taxonomy places the organism in Eukaryota, Metazoa, Arthropoda, Insecta, Hymenoptera, Braconidae.